AGGCAACUCUGCUUUUUGAGUAGAUUCAGAGGAAUACUUCGACCGCAGAGGAUUGUUUACAAGUGAUUGUUGACAUGACUUUAGCUCACCGAGCUCUCUUUACAUGGUUCAUUUUUCUGGUAUUUUUGAUACUUGUCUGUCUGCGACUCGAUCCUCGCACCCAUUGGAAUUGGUUCCUUGUCUUUAUUCCACUAUGGGUGUUCGAUGGUAUUCUCAUUAUAUAUGUCAUCAUAAAAAUCGUUAGAAAGUGGCGGAAUCUUAAGCGUUUAAAGGAGCUACUGGUUAACUAUCAAUGGUACAUAGGUGGAGUGCUGCUUAAGAUUGCAUCUCAGCUUAUGAUUUGCCUGACACUGGAAUAUCCCGAAUUGGAAAUCUCAAUUUUUGUUACAAUGAUACCCAUAUGGAUACUGUUGUCAGCGUCAGUGGUUUAUGUGUUUGGACGAUUGCAUAAAAUCGAGUCCUGGUGACGACAUCAAGAUCAGAAGGAGAACAAUGACGAAUGUACUGAACGCCUGUUUAGCUUGUAAAAAGGAAUGAUAUUCUUGUAUAAAUAAUUUGCUGUAAGUAAAUAAUAGCCUUAAGCCUCUCACUCUCCUCUUAAAAUAAAAAUCUCGAUUAAAAUAA
Musca domestica (house fly) is the source of this 624-nucleotide messenger RNA. Its product is annotated as transmembrane protein 60. The record is from RefSeq and is a predicted model, not a curated record. The coding region runs from base 75 to 467 and encodes 130 amino acids. Lineage: Eukaryota; Metazoa; Arthropoda; Insecta; Diptera; Muscidae. The transcript has a single exon.